Molecule: messenger RNA, 2777 nt
Organism: Coregonus sp. 'balchen'
Lineage: Eukaryota; Metazoa; Chordata; Actinopteri; Salmoniformes; Salmonidae
Source: the annotation of a GenBank genome assembly
CCUACUGUGUAUGAGGAACGCCAGCUGAUUCGGUAGAAUAUAAUAGUCGAAAGAUCGGAUAUCGAGAUCGAUAUCAUUUUACUCAUUUAUCCUGAUAUGUGCAGUAUUUGCCCGGGUAAGUCUAUAUGUGAUGCUUUAAAUUCAUUUUAAAUAUCCGUUUACAUGGUCGAAUACCGGCUAUCUGCACGAGAACUCAACUCAGUACAUUUGUCAGAUGAAUUUCUGCUAACGUUAGCUAGGACGCUGGAUCGCUGCAUCGGCAUCCUUGGUCGGCUGAAAUUGCAUUCAAGCAUUUCUCACUACAGUGAGAGCUAUCUGUAGCAAGGCCACGUUAUGUAGCUGUUCCUAUGCAUCUAGCCAAAGAGCUCGUCGGUAUCUCGAAUGAUCUUGAAUGAACGCUUGCUACCAUCAAUCGUACAUUUAAAAAUACAGUAGAAAUAAUUUCAACCGCCCCCACCUCUUGUCUGAAAAAAAGGUUGGAGGUAAGGCAUUUCCACUUGUCUAGACUUGCCCUUUUGUAUUGUCAUUUCUAGACUUUAUUCGGUCUAGUACAAUUUCUGGUAAAUAAUUAAUCCAUAGCACUUAUUAGCCACAUUUAGGCAUGAUCUCUUUUAGCUACCUGCAAAUGAAUUUGGGAGUGAAUGUUAAGUGUGGCAAUCGGUCAUGGGCAUUAUGCCGCGUUCAUGUGCUAGUCGGAACUAGGAAACUCGGGCAUUUCCGACAUGCUAACUGGUUGUAGUUUUACACGUGCCGCGUUCAACCAGUUAGCAACUCGGAAAUGUCCGAGUUUCCUAGUUCCGACUAGCAACUGAACGCGACAUUAGUCAGUGGGCCAAGGUUCAGUGCUAUUUCAACAGUCGGUGUGGGGUGUGGAUCUAUUGAAAUAAGUGUGUGUAAUGGGAAAACAUCAAGGGUUUAAUAUUUAUAAUAUAUUCAACGUUUAAUUCUCAUUAAAUACAAAAAUAUGUAUUUUGUUGACAACUGUCUAAUCAAGUCAUGAUAGUUUUUCACUGUAUUUUGCCUCAGCCAUUAUGCUAUUUUGUCUUCACAGAUAUAGGCCUACGAUUGUGGACUAAAAGAAGAACUAACCAUGGUGUGUGCCCCAGAGAGGAAUUGACAGUCCUUUGAAUAAGACAUUUGUAUUCAAUCUGGAGUCCUCCGCCGUGAACCGCUCUCCCUCCCUGUCUUCUCCCCCUACUGCAGCCAUGCAGACCAACCCGGUACUGGUGGAGUCUGCAGUGGUUUUCUCUGUGGUGAUGUGUGUCCACAUGGCCGUGUGGAACCAGCACUCCUGGUGCUGCGUGGCCCUGGCCAUCCAGGCCUUCUACGUGCAACACAAGUGGGACCGCCUGCUCCGUAAUGGCAACGCCGUCUUCCAGUGGCGCCUGUCAGCCAACAGCGGCAUCGUCCCAGCCGUCAUGGUGAUGCCACUGCUGGGCGUGACGCUGCGGGAGAAGUGCGCCGCCUCGGGGAACGUCUACUUUGAGCGUUUCUCCAUGGUGGUCACGGUGACGGGCAUGAUGCUGGCGCUGUUCCUGUCGCUCCUCGCGCUGGGCAUCACACGGCCCGUGCCCACCAACACGUGUGUGAUCGCAGGUGUGGCAAGCAGCGCCAUCCUGUACACGGUGAAGCAGACCUUGACGGUGUCGGAAGUGAUCGAGGUGCUGGAGGUGCUGCUGAUCUUUGUCUACCUCAGUCUGAUCGUGCUCUACCUGCUGCCGCGCUGCUUCACGCCUGGCGAGGCCCUCCUCAUCGUUGGGGGCAUCAGCUUCAUCGUCAACCAGCUCAUCAAGCGCUCACUCAACCUGGCUGAGGUCAAAGGGGAACCGGUCCACUACUUCCUGCCCGUGGUGGUGGUAGGAUCUCUUCUCCUAGGGGUGUUCUUCGCCCUGCUCUUCUGCUUCAUGGAGUCUGAGACCUGGGUGUCGUCGCUCUUCUUCCACAUGAUGACGGCCGUGCUGGGCUUGGGGAUCCUCAUGCCCUGGCUCUCCCUCCUCAUCCGCCGCCACCCCAUCAUGUGGCUGCUGGACUUUGUGACUCUGAACGACAAGCGGCUGUGCCUGCUGGGCUACUGGGUGCUGCUGGCCACGCUGGCCAUCCUGGUGGUGCUGCAUCAGAACUACCAGCGCCAGUCAGGCUCCAAGAAGCACCAGGCCUCUACGGUAGUCAGAAAGUACUUCCACCUCAUUGUAGUAGCCACCUUCGUCCCGGGCCUGGUGUAUGACCGCCAGCUCCUCCACGUGGCGUCCGUGGGCUGCCUGGGGGCCUUCCUGCUCCUGGAGUACGUGCGCUACUUCCGCAUCCGCCCAUUGGGUCAACUCCUUCGUCAGUUACUCACCCUGUUCCUGGACGAGCGUGACUCUGGACCUCUCAUCCUCACCCACAUCUACCUCCUCCUGGGCAUGUCCCUGCCUAUCUGGCUGUUCCCAGGGCCCUGCGCCCCCAAAGGCAUCCUGCCAGGGGCGGGGGGCCUGGUACCCUACGCCGGGGUGCUGGCGGUGGGUGUGGGGGACACGGUGGCGUCGGUGUUCGGCAGCAGCAUGGGGGAGAUACGCUGGCCGGGCACCAAGAAGACGGUGGAGGGCACGGCCACGUCAGUGUUUGCCCAGAUCAUCGCUGUGGCCAUCUUCCUCAUCUUCGACCCCACCAUCAACCUGAACUCCACCUACUCGUGGAUCGUGGGCUCCAUCACCAUGGUAGCCAUGCUGGAGGCCUACACCUCGCAGAUAGACAACCUGCUGCUGCCGCUCUACCUCUUCAUCCUGCUGCUGCUCUGA